UUGCUUUAAGGAUCAUUUCAAUCUCCUUCUUAUACCAAUUCCCUAGAGUCCUUAUCACUCACACUAUCUCUGUCCUUCUUUACAGCGGAUAACUGGGAAACCAAACACAGGAAGCAUUUGGGACACAAUGGAGGCCCUCCUAGACAUCAGGAAACCCACAGAGAAGAUGGAGAUUCUGCCAGAGCAAGGCCCUACAAAUGCAAUGUAUGUGGGCAGUGUUUUACCCAAAAUAUGGGACUUACACUUCACAACACACUCAGUGCUGGGAAAAACCAUUGUAAAUGGAAAGUAUCAGCAAAAUGUAUUGCUGAUUACAAACUGCCAGAUCUGGGUCAAGAAAACAUAUUUAAAGGAACCGAGGAUUUCAUAAGCCAGGAGUGUGGGAAAUCUUUUAUCCAGAGUUCACACUCAGAGAGCCACAAAAGACUCCACACAGGAGAGAAGGCAUACCAAUGCCAGGAGUGUGGGAAAUCUUUUGCUGUGAGUUCAGGCUUGGUGAACCACAAAACAGUCCACACAGGCAAGAAGCCAUACCAAUGCCAAGAGUGUGGGAAAUGUUUUACUGUGCGUUCAGCCUUGGUGAGCCACAAAAGACUCCACACAGGAGAAAAGCCAUACCAAUGCCAGGAGUGUGGGAAAUCUUUUGCUUGGAGUUCAGGCUUGGUGAACCACAAAACAGUCCACACAGGCAAGAAGCCAUACAAAUGCAUGGAUUGUGGGAAAUGUUUUACUCACAGUUCAGCCUUGGCAAGUCACAAAAGAAUCCACACAGGGAAGAAGCCAUACCAAUGCCAGGAGUGUGGGAAAUGUUUUACUCAGAGUUCACACUUGGUGAGCCACAAAACACUCCACACGGGAAAGAAGCCAUACCAAUGCCAGGAGUGUGGGAAAUGUUUUGCUGUGAGUUCAGACUUGGUGAAGCACAAAAGACUCCACACAGGAGAGAAACCAUACCAAUGCCAAGAGUGUGGAAAAUGUUUUGCUGCGAGUUCAACUUUGGUGAGCCACAAAAGACUCCACACAGGAGAGAAACCAUACCAAUGCCAGGAGUGUGGGAAAUCUUUUGCUGAGAGUUCAGCCUUGGUGAGGCACAAAAGACUCCACACAGGAAAAAAGCCACACAAAUGCAUGGAUUGUGGGAAAUGUUUUACUCACACUUCAUCCCUUAGGAAGCACCACAGAAUUCACACAGGUUAAAAAAGAAACAAAUGCCAGGCAUGUGGGAAAUGUUUUAUCGGUGUUCAUACUUUUUGAACCAUCAGAGAACGUACAGGAGAGAAAUCAUCCAAAGAGCUAAGAAAAAACAAAUAAAAUGUGUUGCAACAGGGAAA
Molecule: messenger RNA, 1331 nt
Organism: Anolis sagrei ordinatus
Lineage: Eukaryota; Metazoa; Chordata; Lepidosauria; Squamata; Anolidae
Source: RefSeq, a predicted model, not a curated record